AAAUAAAUGGCGAUCAUGUUGGUAGCCUGAAUAUAAAAAAAAUCUUUUGAUUACACUGGAAUCUGAUAAACUAGAGGUGUCUGAUAACCUGUGGUGGAGGCUUGAAAAGUUGGAAUAGACAAUAAUUGAACAUUGUAGAACAGGACACUGUCCCAUAGACACAAUCUUUGCCAGGUUGACACAAUAAGAUUUUGAAAUAUAAUUUUUCUGUAAUAGUAAGAAAAACAACACCAUGAACUUAGCGAAUUCACAAAAUGGACCUAGGGGACAGGAGCCACCAAUGUAUAUUCAAAGACCAUCUGCUGGACAGUCACAAGAUGUUCGCCAUAUUCUAGCCAGAAAUUUCAGAGAACUCUACACAAGAGAUACAAUAAGGCCUGAUACAGUAAAGAAUUUACAAACAUCAAGAGGUGGAGAUGAUGCUUACCAUGAGCAUUACGUGGAGAGUUUGCAAAAGAUUUACUCUGAGUGGCAGCGUCGCAUGGAUGAAGCGGCCAUGUUGGAGCGACACAUUAUGCAGGCUCAAGCUAGAGCUAUGUCAGCUGAUGAGCGAGCACUUAACAAGGCCUCUAAAUCCUGUGAUAAUUUUGGCUCAUUAGGGUUGCCACCAGGGCGGGCACACUUCAAGUCAUGCAUUGACACUGAGCUACUAAGGAAGCAUAAUCUACUGAUACCCAGUGAUUAUAUGGUUCAAGAGCCUUUGACAGUACCAGCUCCUAAAGAGGAAACUUGCUGUGAAUGCUGGGAAGAAUUAAGGACUCCUGAACUACCUGACUAUGCCAGAGAGACUUUAGCCUCCCGGCAGCACAGUCGUCCCAAUACUCAGCAUUUAAUCACUACUCCAAGAUCAAUGCUACCAGGAGACAGUGAGGACUUGCCAUCAUUUUUAUCAGAGGAGGAUAUACAGGAUUUGCCUGUGCAAAAACAUGAUGUGACAAGUAGCCAGCCUGAGUUUCCCAAAAAAGCUGGAUGGAAAGAGUUUUUAUCAGAGGAACAGAGAGAAAUAGACAGAAGAGACUUGGACUUAAUAAAUGCAAAGAUUAAUUACCUUAAGAAUCCACGUUAUGUACCACCUGAGAAUGUGAGUUCUUUGAUAAUUCCCAAAAAGAAGAAAAAAGUCAUCAAUGGUAACCUUCAGGUGGAACCUAAACAACAAACUUCUAGUCCAGUCAUCUUUGUGCCUUGUCCUGCUGUUGUUGAAUUUAUCAACUAUAAAGUUGGAGAGGUCUAUGAGAUUACAUUAGAGUUGAAGAAUAUGUCUUCUGUAAUGCGCCAAUGUCGAGUUCUGCCACCCUCAAGUAGCAUAUUCUCAGUAGGCUUAGGCCAGUUUCCUGGAGAAAAUGGGUUAGUUGCCCCAGGAAUGAGCUGUAGAUAUAAUAUCAGGUUUGCCCCCAAUUCUUUGAAAGAUUACAAUGACUGCAUCACUGUCCAAACUCAGGGAUCCUAUUCUAUUGAUGUGCCAUUGAGAGCCAGACGUCCACCACCUAUUCUUACGUUACCAAAUGAAAUAGAUCUUGGUAGCUGUUUGGUUGGUGGUGUGCAAGUGACUCAUAUCAUUGUCAAAAAUGAAGGAGGACCUGGAAGAUUUUGUCUAUUAAACAAAAAUAAAUGGCCAUCUUCCAGCAUCAGGACUCUGAUGCCAACUAUGAACAGGAUGAAUUUUAAACAGUCACCUAUCUUUAUUAUUCCAACAACAUUUGAGCUACUUCCUGGACAAACUAUUCUUUUGGAGGCUUAUUUCAGUCCUCAGUCAGCAAAAGAUUAUUUGCAAGAAAUGGUUUUAACGUGUGAUAACUGCCAUUCAGCCCACUUCAUGGUUAAAGGGGAAGGACAGCUGGUGAAAGUUGGCUUACCAGAAGAGAAAAAUCUGGUAUUCUCUGAUCAUCUGCCUGGAGAAUUGAAAGACAUAACAGCACAACAUCUCAUUAAGUUUGAUGACCUCAAUCCUUUCACAUAUACAGAAAAGAAAAUCAGUGUCAGAAAUUACACAAAAGUGGAAAUACCAUAUCAGUGGGUUUUUUAUAAACCACUAAUUCAGCAUAGCUGUUCAGAAAAAGCCAACCUCAGUGGUACAGCAAAGGAUGUGGAAAGAGCCCUAGAUAUGAGCAGUGUUUUUAGUAUUCAUCCCCCUAGUGGAGUCUUAAAGCCUUCAGAGUUGACAGACUUCAUGCUGACUUUUGCUCCCCCUAAAGAAGAUGAGUACCACAGUACAGCUCAUUUAAUUCUAGAAAAUAUUCCUUAUUCUAAGGACAUGCAAAGCAUUAACCAAGCUGAUGAUAUGGCAUCAAUGGCCACAUCCAACAUUCACGAGGAUGACUUAAGCCAUGCUCCCCAUGCAUCUGCAGUGCAUGUAACUGAUGUUACUGGGGCAGAGAUUGAAGUCAAAGGAAAGUGUGUCCCUCUAAAUGUGGUGCUCCACCCAUAUGCAAUCAUCUUACAACCUAAAGCUCUGAUUGGCACAACUAUCAAAAGAUUGUUUACGAUGGCAAAUCACAGUUUUUCAACCAUCAGCUUUCAGUGGGACUCUUAUGUGGAAGAAACCAUCAUUGAAGUAGAGCCACCAUAUGGUGAACUUGAUCCUGGUAUGGCUAUGGAUCUAGAGAUAAGUAUUACUGGAGCUCAGAUUGGGAAGAUUAGUCGCACCUUGUUCUGUCGUGUGGUACACAUGCUUGAACCCUUACCAUUGUAUGUACAAGCAGAAUUUAAGGGACCUGAAUUGAGUAUUCUAGAACCAUCUAUCUAUUUUGGGCUUGUCAGAGUUGGCGAAUCAGCAGUGAAAGAAUUGACUAUUCUCAACACUUCUGAGAUGAAGAUUACCUUUACCAUUCAUGAGGAAACUGGAGACAAGGCAAUGCAAAGUGAUCUUAGAUUUUCCAUUACUUCAGGAGAAAUACGUCCAUUGGAAAGAAAAACUGUUGAAUUAUUCUUUACUCCACAUGUUGUUCAACACCUUAAGACUAUUUGUCAAGUCAUAUGUGAUAAAGGAAACACCUGUUCUGUUGCAGUGCAAGGAGAAGGCCAGAAUCCUGUUGUUUGUUUCUUAGAAUGUAAUAAAAUCUUGCAAGAUGUCUAUCUUGAUGUACCUGUUAUAUUACAAGCUGUUCUACACAAUCAAACAUUGCUGCCAACUAAUUACAGAUGGGGAAAGGUAGAGGGAAGCCAAAGAGAUUACUGCAGUAUUGAGGUGGAAGAUAUGGAAGGAAAGAUUUUAAGCUGGGAACAAAAACCUAUUACAAUUAGGUUUACACCAUAUAAAUCUUUGGAAUUCAAUGAUUUGAGAAUACCCUGCUGUAUUGAAAAUCAAAGUGAGAAACUUUUUCUAAAUAUAGUGUGUCAAGUAAAAACUCUCAGUGUGAGCUACAAGACUUCUACAGACAAAACGGAUGUCAGUUCUGAUUUACAGUUACACUUUGGAGACCAAAUUCAGUUCAAUGAACCUGUGAAAAGAUAUGUCCACAUCUUCAAUGAAACAGCCAUUCCAGCACAUUUCAAAGUAGCAGCAGAAUAUUUUUGUGCAUCUACUCCAGUGGCUACUGAGACUAAUGUUUCAGCCACUUCUCAAAGCAACAGAAGAACUUUACUUUCCAGAACUCCAAAUAUUGCUGAUCCAUUGAGUAAAACUCCAGAGAAAAUGAAAAAGGAUUAUACCAAGAUGAUUCUGGGAGAGAAAAAAGGUGCUGCCUUUGUGCCUUAUCCAGCUACUGGACACUUGAAGCCUUUUGAAGAACAGAUCAUUGAAGUCACAGUAUUCAGUGAUAUGUGGGGAACUUAUAAAGACCUUUUGAGGAUUGAGGUUGGUGAUUUGGAACCAGUAGUGAUGCCCAUGAGUGCCACAGUGGUAGGUUGCCCUUUACAUUUCCAGCUAACAGCUGGACAACCAGAACUCAGGACCAUUGUAAGGUUUGGCAGUCAUUCACCAGGAACUAAAGCAAUCACUAGAAAGUUAAGAAUCAAUAACUCAAGUCCGUUUGAUAUCCGAAUUGAUUGGGAAAUUUUCGAAGCCUCUAAUGAUUCUACCAAACUGAUUGAUUUUCUCACUUCCUUUGGUCCAUCAUUCCCUGCAGAAAAGAAAAGUGACUCAUCAUUGUGUCUACUGAAACUCAGCUCUUCAGAGAUUAGAACAAUUGACCUUGUUUCAUCCAACUUUAUGGAAAGUGAUGUCCCAGACAACAGGCCUCAAGUUGUAUCUUGUUUCCUCAGGCCUCAUGAAGGUGACCCUAUUAAGGAACCCUUUUCAAUACUACCCAAACAGUUGGUAGUGCCAGGCCAUGGAUCCAGCUAUGUCAAUGUGUCAUUUUUACCCAGUGAUGUAGUUGAUGGAAUAGAUUAUCUUGGAUUUGCAAAUGGCUACUUAAGUUUGGACAAGCUGGUUGAAGAGCAAAGUAAAGUCUCAAGAUCUGAAGCUUAUGAAAUUGACCAUUUACAGUUAGAGUUCACAGCCAACCUCAUACCGCCAAUGCUGACUGUUGAAGAAGUGGAUGAAGAAGGUUUGGUGAUCAGGGCAGCAAUGAGUGAUUUGAUGAAAGAUGGCAAGAUGUUGAAAAAGUCACUGAGCACAUCUUCUGUCAUGUUGACUAACAACACACUCUCAAGGAUGACUUUUCUACUCAGAGCCAAGAAACCUUUCAUACUGGUGGACCUUGACACCACUUCAGAAGAUGACCAACCCUCACAGGCAAUGGUAACCAACAUGUGUACACUGAAUCCGGGUUCUCACAUUAUGGUUAAAGUUGGGCUUCAAGUGUCACAGUCCUUGCUGAGUCUCAAAACUGCAGAGAGAAUUGAUGACACUCUGGAGAUCAAGAAUAUACUCAGCAUCAACUAUGACAACAAAACAAGACAAACUAUCCCUAUACUUGGUGUGGUGGCAGUGCCUCAGUUUGAGUUGUCUGCUAACAGUAUUGACUUUGAAUCCUGUCUUGUGGGUCAAACAAGGAUCAUUGAGCUCAUGCUGUAUAAUACAGGAGCUGCUGACAGCUAUUGGAAGAUGCAGAUAGAACACAGCAAUAAUGAGUUUGACAACAGCAUGUUCCAAGUGCAUCCCUCAGAGGGAGUUCUGCCUGCUCAAAUUGACAAACUCAGUAAUAACAAGACAGUGAUUGCCAUUUCUUUCACACCUAACUUGACACAUUAUGACAGAAUAUCGAAAUAUAAAUGUUUUCAUAUUGUACAUUAAUGUACAUAAAAAGCAUUGUUCUAGUGUUUUGGUUUCCGAUUAUUUUAUCUGUCAGUUGAAUGAAUGUGGUAACACUUACAUGAGUGAAAUUAAUUUUUGGUUUUAAUCUACACACAGAACACAGCAAUAAUGAGUUUGACAACAGCAUGUUCCAAGUGCAUCCCUCAGAGGGAGUUCUGCCUGCUCAAAUUGACAAACUCAGUAAUAACAAGACAGCGAUUGCCAUUUCUUUCACACCUCCGCAUUCGGAGUGCUACAAUGUUGUGUUUCAAGUGCAAGGCAUUCUGGGGGAAAUACCCCGCAGCCUUCUUGUAACAGGAAUAGGAUCUUAUGAUGGCAAAUACGAGGCGAUACUGAAUGUGUAGUUAGAAAAUUUAAAUAUGUUGAUGGUUAUUUCACUAUAUUUAAGCCAGGUAUUCUGUUCUGUGAGGGUUAAUAAACCCAUAAAAUGACAUCAGAAUUAUUAGCAUGACUAAACUAAUGGUUAAUAAUCUGUAAUUUAUAAGACAAAUAUGUAGAUCUUUUUAAGCAAGCCAUACAAGUUUUGGCCUCAUUAAAAUUGAAUUAUCUCAGAGAUAUAUUUUCUAAAGAAAUAAUAUAGAAUGAUUAUAAGUUAAGAAAAAGUUUUUAACUUAAAAUUCAUGUUUGAUCUAUGUUUAUAAAAAUAUUAUGUUAAGAAAAGCAGUAAUUUAAAUUUUUGCUUGUAUGAUUAAAAUUAAUACUCUAAGUUUUAGUUUUAUUUAUAAUUUAAACAAAUAUAUUCCAAUGAAAUGUAUAUUCUAUUUCCCCACAAUCACUGUGAUAUUUUGUGAUACAUGAAAAUAUUUUGUGAUACAUGAAAGUAUAUUUUGCCAUACUGUCAAUCUAUACUGUGUACAAUGAAAAGAAACUUUUAUCUGCGUUAGUUUUGUAUUUAAAAUCUUUAAUCAUGUUGUAUUUUUUUAAAUUGCCUUCUUGCUCAUUUACAUUUAACAGUUUAAUAAUUUUCUCUAUUGGUUUCUUUUGAUAUAUUUACUAUUUGUGCUUAUAAAGUAAUUUUUAUUAAUAAAAGAAAAAAAAAGGGAAAUAUUUUGUUUAUGAUUUCAUGUGUAAGGUUAAAGAGACACAAUCAUUUUAGUUUUGCAAUUUAUCUCACACUGUACAUGGUGUGCUUUAGUAAAAUAAGUUUGAAGGGACUUCUGUCUUGUACAUUCACAUAGACCCUGCUAUAGGGGAUUAAUCUCAGCAUGGAGCCUUAGUCCAUGGAGAUUUACAAAUGUUCAUAUUAUUCUGUGUGGCCAUGUGGUAUGUGCUUUGGACUGCUGUCUCAUUAGUCCUGGGUUUGAAGCCUGACAGCUUCCAUCUCCUGCCAUCUUGCAGCUGGUUUGGGUUAGGGUGUAACAAUCUUCAUUCCUAUUGGAACAUCUGAUACAUAAAACAAUCUUUGUCUUUGUCAAUGUUUCUUUGUAUUUAUGAAAUGGUGGAAUUUAGUUUCGUAUUUGAAUAAAUCAACAACAACAUCCAUAAAGUUCCAGUUGUAAGAUAAUUAGCUGUGGACUGUUCAUAGAAGAAUUUGAUGUCUUCCUAUAACAAACGUUUACAGAAAUUUGUAAAGAUUUGUAUCUUAAGGAGGGAUUGAUUUAAUAACAACUUUUUAUGUUAUUUGUGUUCUAAGUCUCGACUUAAGGGAAUUCAGUACCAUAGAAUCGAGUUAUGCGUAUAUGCUCUAGAAGCUAGCGCGCAUCUAAUCUAGUAUUCUAGCCUGCUUGAGUCUUCACAUGGCUUAAUUCACAAGUUAACUGAGUUACACAUAUAAACCUAAUAGAUAAUCGAGUCAGUUCUUGUUACAUUGUUAGCUUCACAUUGCAACUAGAGCUGUGCUUGUUGCAUUAUUAGACGUACAUUAAUGCAACAAGGGCAGCACUGAAUUCUUUUUUAUUUUUGUUUUUUUUACUUCUUGGAUUUCAUAGUAGGCCUAAGCAGUGGACAGGAAGCUACUGCUCCGGGCCCACGAACGAUAGUGACUUAAACGGGCUCUUGUAAGAUAAUUUUUAAAAAUAAGAAUUUGAAUGUUUCAAAUAAUUACAUAAUUUUUCUUAAAACCAUUUGAUAUUUAUUGUUCUUGAAUCGAAUCUCUGGUCUAUUGAUCAAAAGAGUAAAACAACAAAUCAGUGUGAAUCAUUACAUGCAAUGAAACUCCUACAGAAGGGGCAAAGGCAAGUAACUGGCGAUUCAACUGGUGAGAUUCGGGCAGAACGAGUUCUUUCGCCUUGGCUGGCUAUAUCCAUAUAGGACAAGGAAAACUCCAAUUCAAAUCUCUGCUGCUUGCAACUAUUCCCAAACACGGGAAAGAUUUCAGGGGUCAACUCUGAGGGAAAAUCAGGAACUGGAGACACUUAGACAGUUUGCAACACAGAAUGCUACAACUGUUCCCAAACUAUCAGCACUUGCCGUUCCUUUGUAUACAUUAGCUGCGUGGAGAUUGGGGAACUGCUGUGUGAGCGACACCUUUCCGACCAUAGCUAAUGCCCUGGCAUUCAUCUCAUUUUUAUUAGAUGAUCCUAGUCGUUUGACGUCUGAAAGAGGCCAUACAGUAGGAAAUCUAUUAAAGGAAG
Messenger RNA from Biomphalaria glabrata, 7770 nucleotides. Its product is annotated as deleted in lung and esophageal cancer protein 1-like. Bases 233 to 5176 code for a protein of 1647 amino acids. NCBI's taxonomy places the organism in Eukaryota, Metazoa, Mollusca, Gastropoda, Planorbidae. The record is from RefSeq and is a predicted model, not a curated record. The transcript has 39 exons. Gene Ontology annotation, biological process: negative regulation of cell population proliferation.